Columba livia (rock pigeon) is the source of this 4260-nucleotide messenger RNA. It is a transcript of the gene CD81, whose product is annotated as CD81 molecule. Gene Ontology annotation, cellular component: plasma membrane. The transcript is spliced from 8 exons. The record is from RefSeq and is a predicted model, not a curated record. The coding region runs from base 108 to 824 and encodes 238 amino acids. Lineage: Eukaryota; Metazoa; Chordata; Aves; Columbiformes; Columbidae.
CAUUGGGGCCGGGGGCGGGGCUGGCUAUCGCCGCCCGCACCACCGCCCUAGCCCGGCCGCAGAGAUUGAGCGGAGCCGCAGCUGCCUCCCGCCUCUCCCGCGCCGCCAUGGGGGUGGAAGGCUGUACCAAGUGCAUCAAAUACCUCCUCUUCGUCUUCAACUUUAUCUUCUGGCUGGCUGGAGGCAUCAUCCUGGGAGUGGCCCUGUGGCUCCGGCAUGACUCGCAGACCACGAAUAUCCUGUACCUGCAGCUUGGGGACAAGCAGGCCCCCAACACCUUCUAUGUUGGAAUCUACAUCCUGAUUGCAGUUGGAGCUGUCAUGAUGUUCGUGGGGUUCCUGGGAUGCUACGGUGCUAUUCAGGAGUCUCAGUGCCUUCUGGGAACGUUCUUCACUUGCCUGGUGAUCCUGUUUGCCUGCGAAGUUGCAGCUGGAAUUUGGGGAUUUGUCAACAAAGACCAAAUAGCCAAAGAUGUGAAGCAGUUCUACGAUCAAGCAUUUCAACAAGCGCUCAUGGCAGAAUCAGAGACAAACAAUGGGAAAGCUGUAGUGAAGACCUUUCAUGAAACGCUGGACUGCUGUGGUCCCGAUAAUGCAAUAGGAGUUAUCACUCCCCUGUGGAGAGAAGACCUCUGCCCAAAGAAGGACUCCAUCCUGAAAACCGUGUUUGAGACCUCAAGCUGCCACAAAAAAAUUGACGAGCUGUUCUCUGGGAAGCUGUACCUGAUCGGUAUCGCUGCCAUCGUGGUUGCCGUGAUCAUGAUCUUCGAAAUGAUCCUGAGCAUGGUGCUGUGCUGUGGCAUAAGGAACAGCUCCGUCUACUGAGCCGUGAGAGCCAGGGAGGGGAAGGGGGGAGCAGGGCAGACGGCGCUAGAGGGGACCCCAAGUGCCACCAAGUGACCAGGAGACAUUGCAACAAAAGACAAAGGAAACUAUGUAUAUAAAUACUUCCAAUAUUACCAUACAGUACUUACCAUUUUUAUUUUGAAGUACUUUUUUUUUUUUUAAUAAAUAAAACUUUCCCAUAUCCUUGUGGCUGAGUUAGUUACACAUCAGUUUUGUGUGAUGAAGAAAGCUGCUGUAGCAGAUCAAGUCCUUCCUCCCCCUUCCCCACCUCCCAUCACUCAGAAAUAAUGUUGGUGGAAGAUGUACAGAGGAGAAGGCUGCAGCCUGUUAUCAGAAAACUUUGCCUUGGUUUUUACUCUCUUUUUCAACACCAACUUCUUUUAUAUACACAAUCGGAUGCUGAAGCAGGGUUUAGCAUUUUUGUUUGUUUGUACUUAUCUUUUCCUACCAUCACCCCAACUCCCCAGCAUUUCCAGGCAGUCCGAAGGGAAGCCUGGCUGACCGCCCGCAGCCUGGGAGAGGGGAGAGGAGGGGAAACAGCCCCCAUUGCCCGGGUGCCAUGUGUCCCAGGGGAAACACUGGUGCUUUGUUCCUCUCUGACCUGUUUGCAUCACUAGGUCAAUCCUUAACAGAAGACACGCUUAAAUUUUUUUACUUUCUGAAGAGUGGGAAUGUUCUUAGCUUUUUGUUUUUGUGGUGUGGUUUGUUGUUUUUUGGGGUUUUUUUUCCUUGGGGCUAUAACUUUAUAAAUUGGCUCAUUUUCAGUGAUUUGUUACAUUAAAGGGUCAGUGGCUGGGGGUGAAUUUAGUCCCAGUUUUUCAAAUAUAACAAACUGAAAAUUAAGUCACUUUUUAACCUCCUUCAAUGUUUCUAUGUUUCUUUAUAGACAUAUGUUUUUAGGAGAGUCUAGUUCUGUACUAAGUUUCCACUGUUAAGCUAAUGCUUGCAUACCAAUGAUAUUGGGAAAAAAAGGAGAAAACUGAAAAAAAAAAAAAUCCUUAACCAUAGAAAUCUGUCAUUCAUGUAUUGCAGGAUGAUGCUUGGGGGUUCCCAGCCAAAUGCAUACAUGUUUAAAAUUUCGUCUUUGUAUCACUUUCUUGUUCAAAUGAAAUUUUCCUUACUUAUAGCAUAUUGUCGCACACUGUAACGUUGCUGGGAAAUCGUUAUAACCAGAUUUUGGAGAAAAAAAAAAAGCUUAUUUUUAAGACCUUCCAUUUACGGUUACAUCAACGGCGGGAGAUCAGCUUUUCAAAGCAAGGGAAUUCAGGAUUUUAGAUCGCACCAGUGGAAACACUUUCUUGUGACCUGGUGAGCUCUGAUUGCCAGUUUGAUGUAUGUGGCUUCUGUCGUAUGCCACUCUGUUACCAUGUAGAUAGAGGGGGAGAGUGACCCAGGAGCUAUGUAAGAAAACCAGAGUGUCUCUAAAAAGAUGAUCUAUAUGUAUAGUUCUAUAGAUAUAUAUUUUUAAGCAAAGCCUUUUUCUUAGCUGUAUGGGCACUUGAGCUGGGAACAAUAGUAUCUUUUAGCUCUUUGCCACCUUGAAGUAGGUAAGGGGAGGAGUUGAAACUAGUGAUCAGCUUCCCCACUUCAGGAGUUAUUCCUGUUUCCUGAAGUAUGUUGCUUUCCACCUUCAUUGCAACAAAGAGCUCCGGAUCGGAUUGGGGCAGGGAGAGACCUGUGACCAUUUUAAACUAGUACCUUGUCCACUGCACAUGGCUGCUGUGGCCUUUGCCACCACAGGACAGGAGAUUCCUGCACUGGGGCAAACUGAUCCAUUCGGAGGCUUUUUUCACCUUCCACUCCCCCCUUUUCUCUUCCUGCCUUUUAGUAUAUAGGGCCUUUAAAAAUUAUAUAGGUAAAUAUAUCUAUCAAGUUGUGCUGGGUAAGAGGAGGAAGUGCUUCAACAGAACUUCAGAUUGAGGGGUUGGGCAAGAAAAGAUUCAGCCUUAGAAACAGCCUUAAAGCAACACUGCCCUGAAUGUCCACAUUGUGCACAUCGAGAAUGAGAUGAGGUUUUGCCAUAGGAAACCCCUUCCCCUGCUCCCCAGCGUAGCUCCUUCAGGUCAUCUACUCUGUUAUGUGGCUAUAUGUAUAUGCAUCCACCAAGCAUGUGUGUUUACAUAUAUGUGCAUCGGGAUUGUUAGCAUACAGAAUGGACGUGUAACUUGCCGCCUUUUUUGUUGACUGUUGAUAAAUGUGUAUAAAUAUGCCAUUAAGCAUUUCAAUUCUGUUUUCUUUCCUUACGCGGUAUUUUUGAUAUUGUUCAGUAUUCAGUUGAUGCUGUGUAAGUAGCUGGAGGUCUGUUUGAAGAUGGGCAGGGUCUCAGUGCAGCUCAGGGGUGUCCUUGGACAUUGUAGCUUUAGGGGUCUGGGUUGUCCCAGGCAGGAGCAAUUGGGAUAAAGUGGUAUUCAAUAGGGAGUCUGACAGCUGUGGGAGGAAGAAGAGCGGGGUGUCUGCUCAGAUCGUGUCCUGCACAGGCUGUGGUUUGCGCUCUGGCACGUUUCAGAGGUGGCUUGUCGCUGCGGGGAGCUCUGGCGGCAGCUCUGCCAACCACCUCCUGUCCCUGUGGCUGCUGCAGGAAAGGUGCAGCAAAAGGGGAGCAGCCAGGGCCUGGUAAAGUCGUGGGAGGGGGCAGAAGGAGUUUUGCAGGGAGAGGGCAAUGCUUGCUUUAGAGUUACUAGCUGAGAGUCCCCAUGUUCCACGGCCAUCAGCUGCAGCAGGAGGGGUCAGCCCUGGGAGAAGAGGGACAGAGAGGAACCAUCAUGCUUAAGAACACUGAAGCAGCUGAGAAACCCUCAUGGAAAAAAACGCCCAUUUGGGUCUCCUCUAGUCCAGCCCCCUGUGAAGCUGGACCCAGGUUAAAAUAAACUAGAGAGGGAGCUUUGAAGGGCUGUUGCAAGCACUUGGGAUCCAUAAGUGACAGGGCUAUUCUGCCAGCUGGUCAGUCCCAAAGCUGGCUGAGAUGAAGGGGAAAAAAACAGUAGGUAGGACCUCUGCCCUGUCUCAAACCCUCUAAUGCAUAACUGCGCAUUUGUGUGCAACAUGGGGCCCUGACCUGCACCCCACUGCACCCCCAAAAAACAAAGGAUGAAAUUGUGGGCUGUAAGUAUAAACCCUUCCCUUUCCAGGGAAGCAUCCUCCUGGAGCUAGUGAUGGCUGAGAAAAUGGCUGAGCUGAUAGGAGGAGGAGGAGGGAGAGGAGGGAGGCUGGUGGGGAAUAAGAGUCAACUGUCCAGGUCUAAGUUCAAAGACCACAUCAAAAGGUCAAACAGAGCUGCUGACAGCUUAACUGAAUGCUUGAGUUUUUUUCAUACUGUGGAGCAUGCCACAAAGCAGUGUGUUUAACUUCUUUCUGCCUUUUUUUUUUUUAAAGAAAUGAAACAAAAAUCAAUUUAAUAAACAUUUCUCAUAGUGUG